AUGGCUAGCUUCGAAAAUAACGAACAAGGUUCGUUACCUCGAAAGAGGCAGAAGCUCGACUCGAGCUCUUCCAAACCAAGCUCUGUUCCCACCUCAAUUUCUCUUGCAUAUCCCCCUUCUCAAUCAGACGCAACCAUCAAUUCAAAUAUAAACGCAAAUCCAAGUGACAAAAUGGAAAUCGAUCAGCCAAGCCAAAGUUUGGUUUCCGAAGUUGCAUUAUCUUCCCAGCCUGAGCAUGCUCAAGAAAUUAGAUCUGGAAUACUUCACUAUGUCAACAAGAAAAAUCCUGGAUUCCAAGGUAUAUUAAAGCAAAGAUACACAGAUUUCCUGGUCAAUGAAAUUUCCCUGGGAGGAGAAGUUGUUCACCUGAAGGAUUUGAAAGCUCCUCAAAUUCAUCAAAACAGAAAUGCAGCAAAUGCCAAUGCUGUUUCAGCAGACAUUGUUGAUGAGAACCAGCCAGUAGCAGAAGCUGCGGGGCAGAAUGAAUCAGAGCAAGCCACUUCUGCAGAUUCUGCUAUAGCUGAAGCUGCGCCUCUUACUGAUAUUGCCAAUGGCCACCCCUCUACGGCUCCAAUCACUUCAGUUAUUGAAACUAAUGUUGAUGUUCCUGCACAGCCAUCUGCGGAAAAUCCAAAUGCCGUUCAAAUCAAAGAAAUCCGAUCUAACGAUAUGGAAGUUCUUGUUGAGUAUUUUGGUAAUACCCUAGCUCUCCAGAUCAUUGAGCUCGAUAAAAAAAUCCAACAGAAACCAAACGCUAAAGCUAGUUCGUUUGGAUCUUUACAGUCCGAACCGAUUGAUGAUAGACCCCGUCGUGGACGUAUUCAUGGAUUUUUGCGUUCGCGUUUUGAGUCGCGGCUGGAGACUGAAGCCUUGGAUGAUAAUUCUAUUAGCAUAUUCGCAGCUGCUCCGCAACAACGUGACAGAGGACAAAACCAACGUGGGAGAGGACAACAAAAUUCCGGCCGGGGGGAUUUCCGUGGUCAAUCGAAUGGCCAGCCAAAACCCAAGGGAAAAGUUGGAUGGCAAGAACUUGGCGGUGAAUACCUUCACUUCACACUUUACAAAGAGAAUAAGGACACCAUGGAAACUGUCAACUUGCUGUCUAAAUUGCUGAGAACUAAAACCAAAGAUUUCGCCUACGCAGGCACCAAAGACCGUCGAGCGGCCACCGCACAGCGUGUUAGUGCUUUCAGACAUCAUGUUAAAAGCAUGGCUGAUCUCAAUCAGAAGCUGAGAUACGGCGUAAGAGUUGGUGACUUCAAGUAUGAGAAGUAUCCACUUAGACUGGGUGAUCUCGAGGGCAACGUUUUUACCAUUACCUUACGUGAUUGCAAUUUCGGCGACGACACUGACAUGGACGAUGCUACAAAGGUUCAAUCGGCAAAAAAUGUUGUUGGUGAUGCUAUUGCACAUUUACAAACCCGUGGUUUCCUUAACUACUUCGGCUUACAACGUUUCGGUACUUUCGCGAUCGGCACACACGAAAUCGGCAAGUUGAUCUUAAAAGGAAACUUCAAGGGUGCUGUGGAUGCUUUGCUCACAUUCAGUGAGGAUGCACUCGCAGUAGCUCAGUCGGGAAAAGAUGGAGGAAGUAUUGGCAGAGAUGAUAUGGGACGCGCCCUUGCUAUCCAUAAAUUCCGGGAAACUGGCAAAAACUACUGUAGGGACCAUCUUCCACAAAGAUUUUCCGCGGAGCGUGCUGUCAUUCAACACUUGUCCUCGGCCCGCAAGCAUGACGAUUACGCAGGUGCUAUACUAUCAAUUUCGCGCCAUCUCCGUACCAUGUACGUGCAUUCAUAUCAAUCUUUCAUUUGGAACGUCGUAGCCUCCAGAAGAUGGGAGCGCUAUGGAGAUAAAGUUAUUGAGGGCGAUCUUGUUUUGGUAGAGAGCAAAGCCCCCGAACAAAGAGAUGAAGUUGAUGAAAAUGGAGAAGUUGUGAUUCAUGCAUCUGGGGGAGAUGCAGCACUUAGUUCCGAUGAAGUUUUCCAGCGCGCACGCUGUCUUUCGGCCGAAGAAGCUGGCAGCGGCAAUUUUACCAUCUUUGAUAUUGUCCUCCCUAUGCCAGGUUUUGACAUUGAAUACCCUAGCAACGAAAUUGGAGAUUAUUACAAGGAAUUCAUGGCUGGUGAACAAGGCGGCGGUCUGGAUCCUGCCGAUAUGCGUCGAAAGAUCAAGGACUUUAGUCUGAGUGGUAGCUACAGAAACCUUAUUGGCAAAGUCAGAGAGGGCAUGACUUUCGAAGUCAAAACCUACCACGAUGAAAGAGAACAGUUGGUUGAGACUGACUUGGAGAUCAUCGAGAAGGCCAAGACUCAGGCGAAUGGUCCUAGCCACAUCGCAACCACUCACGUAUAUACUAGAAAAGCAGGUGAUCCACACGGGUAUGCGUCUUUCCAGGAGAAUAAGCUUCAUCCAGAUAACGAUCAAGAGAACAAUGGCAUUCAGAACGAUCGACGUGGAAGAGAACAAGGUGGCCGUGCUCGUCACAUGGCUGAUGCUGUGGAAGAAGGUCGCCAAAAUAACGCUCUUUACGCUGGUAGCGCUCAGCAUAAUGCUUGGAAAGCACUACCUACCAAGCUUGCUGAAGAAGACAAAGCUUCCGCUGAAGCCUGGGAGGAAGAAAAGCUAAAGCCUGUCGAUGUGGAUGCUAUCAAGCAGCCAAUGUAUAAGGAGACAUUCAUACAAACUUCUGCAGAUGAUGAGGGUCGUCGCACUGGGGUCAGAAUUCAACAAACUCUCGGUUCAAAGAACGAGGUUAUCGCAGAGAACACCUCGAAAGAUGCAACAUCAGGUACCGAGAAGAAGCUAAAGGUUGAAGUCACCGAGCUCCCAGGUGCCGAAUCCGACGAGGACAAUGAGGCUCAAGAAGGAGGUGUCAAGCUCGAAGCUUCGGUUGGUCUGAAGAGAUCUGCUGAAGAGAUUUCGAAGGGAUCUGUUGACCGGAACGAGAAAGACCAAGCAGUUACCGAAGUUGUUGAAGUUGACGAUGAGAAGGUCAGCAAUCCUGUUGUAUCUUCUACUGAGGUCAAGCAGGAGGAUAAACCAUCCGAAUCACUUGAGGCAACAUCUGCUGAUGCUGAAAUGGCGAGCGCACCAGGUGGUGAAGAAGCUACCGAGGAGUCGAGACCUGCACGACUUGCUGUCAUUGUCAAAUUUGGUCUUGGCUCAAGCAUGUAUGCUACAAUGGCUCUUCGGGAGUUGAUGCAGCGAGGAGGCGUCCAGGUCUACCAACCAGACUUUUCUUCUGGCAGAUGA
Molecule: messenger RNA, 3255 nt
Organism: Sclerotinia sclerotiorum 1980 UF-70
Lineage: Eukaryota; Fungi; Ascomycota; Leotiomycetes; Helotiales; Sclerotiniaceae
Exons: 3
Coding region: 1-3255 (1084 amino acids)
Biological process (GO): pseudouridine synthesis
Cellular component (GO): nucleus
Molecular function (GO): RNA binding; pseudouridine synthase activity
Source: RefSeq, a predicted model, not a curated record